AUGGAGGGUCUGGAGGAACCAUCCUUAGCAGGAUGGGGAAUCACUACGCCGGUAGGAGAAGGGAACGAUAAAAACUUGCAGGAUCUCGGAUGCCUGCACCGGUCUCCCGGGGGUAGUGUCCCCGCUCCCGGGCGAUCGACUCCCGAGGCUUCGGGCCCGGGAGGCUCAUGCCAGGGGCAAACCGUGGAGUGGCCGACGGGCUUCACGGCGAAUAUGGCUACCGGCCGGACAAACGAAGAGGAGGCGGCAAGAUUGACAGGGAAGGAAGGUAUACAUUCUAAGGCAGGAGAGACUGUGGAGACAACUCCGAAACCUCAGAGCAAGAGAGGGAACAAUAAAGAACUCCGACUGCUGCUGGAAAGGACCGAGAUAGAGGAGGUCAACCAGGGCGGACCAACUAGGGGACCAGCAAUGUCGGACCUAGCCACAGGGGCGAGAAGCCUGAGAUCCAGGGCAACAAGAGGUACCGACGCAAAGUAUCCUAAGGAAACAAGGAUCAGGGUUGUCGGCGGGGAGAUAGUGGACUCCCCAGUGGCUGAAAGCUCAACGGGCACGCCCAUGGGAGAAAUCGCACCGGUGAAAAAUAAGGGUACGAUCGACCUCACGGCAGCGAUGAGUGACACUGGGGAGAAUAGUGUCGCUAAUAGCACGGGCACAGUGGAAUUCACGUCGAUGACUGAAGCAGAAAAUACUGAGUCGUCCUUCGAAGAAAUACCGCGUAAGGGCAAGAAGAGAGGACGCAAGCCCAAAGGAAGUAACGUGCCAGGAUCACAUGCGCUGUCAAAGAUCUCUUCCAAGCGCAUGGAAUUCGAGGACGAUGAAUUGGACAGAGAAGAUUUUUUCCAAAUCGCAAAGAAAGCCGUGCACGGCAUGAAAAAGAGGAAAGGUCUGGUCGAAUGCCAACUUGACGACAGACUGUCCUCAAAACAGAAAGACGCGAUAGAAGAGGUGACGCUACUCUUUCCACAGAUGUCCCCUAAAUCGAUAGUGGCGGAAACUCUGAGAGUAUUAGACCUGGCGGGAGAAGCGGAAAGAAGGACGCAAACUAUGAAGGGGGAUUUACGACGACAGAUGAAGGUAGGGGUCAACGUGGCGAAGAUCGCCAUACAGCGACUCGUCUCAGAUAUCGCCAAAAGUACGGGACCCGUGGACGAGGUGAGAAACAGCAACCUCGCCUUGGAAAGAGAAGUCCUCAAGAUGAGGAGAGAGAUGGAUACUCUGAGGAGGGAGAGAACCGCACUUAAAGAUCAGGUGGAAACCCUCACACGAACGGUUCAAGAUCUCAGAGAGAAGGAAGAACGUAGAGGACUUGGACGAGAAGGAAUAAAUCUCUCGCAGUUAGAGGAAGAAACAGCGGACGAAUUCCCGGCAUCGAGGACACGGAAGGGAAAAACCCAAACCUCGGUCCUAGUCGAGUCGGAUGAGAUGAGCGAGGCCCUCCUACCUCCGGUGUAUAGGCCGGCGCUAGGAGCACGAGAGUAUCCGGCUGAAGGGGAUGAGUGGACGAAGGCUAAAAGCAGGAGGGCAUUAAAAAGGGCCAGGAGGAAAGAGAGGGAGAAAACAGCUCCGGAAAAAGACGUUCGGCGGGAGGUGGCGCUGGAAAGAGCCGCCCGACCCACGAGGGACAGGAACCUACGUAGGACGACGGAAGUAGCGAUCAGGGAAGCCCCAGAAGGAAGAAGAACUGGGGGAGCUAUAAACCGGACUACGAAUAAAAUACCGGUGCGACCGGCAGCGAAGGACCCGCGAUUCCGAGCCCACAGGACCGCAGCAGUCCUGCUGAGAUGCGAGGAGGCAGGGGGAUUACUCAUUGAAAUCCCGAGCGGAGAAGAGGCCAGUGCGAAGGCGGAGGCGCUCGUUGAUCGGCUGAAAACGGUAAUCGCCGAGAGCGAGUUUGAGAAGAAAGUGAGCGUGAUACGCCCGGUGCAGAGAGCGGAGGUCAGGCUGAUCGAUGUAGACCAGUCAGCCACGGUGGAGGAGGUGAUCGCGGCGGUGUCCAAAUGCGGAAAGGUGCCUGCUACAAGUAUUAGAGCAGGCCCAUUGAGGCAGGGCAGGGGCGGCCUGAGCACCGUAUGGAUACAGUGUCCGUUAUCGGGAGCGAACUUGAUGCUCAGCAGCGGUAAGCUGAGAGUCGGUUGGACUAUGGCGAAAGUUGUCCCACUGGCAAAAAGGAGGCUGCAAUGCUUCCGGUGCCUUGCGGUGGGACAUACCAGAGCCAACUGUCUAAGCACCGUGGACAGAUCGGCAUGGUGCUUCCAGUGCGGGGGAAGCGACGGCCAUAGGGCUUUCGGGUGUCGAGCUUCGCCGAGAUGCCCAGUGUGUGCCGCGAGAGGUAUGAAUGCGAACCAUAGAACGGGAUCCGUGUCGUGCGUACCGUAUAACGGGAGAGGACAGACACCGCGAAACGAGGAAGCAAACGUGGUAGGAACAGAGGAAGCGAGCGAGGGGGCCGAUCGGGGGGCCCAGGCUCCAGGGUCGAGGCCCUCGCAGGACCACAUAGGUAAGGUCUCCGAAGAAAUGGACAUCGGAUUGGUCGCUGUGGCGGAACCUGCCCGUAUACCGGACGGCGGUAAAUGGCUCGUCUCCACGGACGAACCACCGUCCGCAGCGAUAACGUGGCACUGGGGUAGGCGCUAG
This is a messenger RNA of Trachymyrmex cornetzi, 2637 nucleotides long. RefSeq lists its product as uncharacterized. The transcript has 5 exons. Gene Ontology annotation, molecular function: nucleic acid binding; zinc ion binding. The record is from RefSeq and is a predicted model, not a curated record. Bases 1 to 2637 code for a protein of 878 amino acids. NCBI's taxonomy places the organism in Eukaryota, Metazoa, Arthropoda, Insecta, Hymenoptera, Formicidae.